Molecule: messenger RNA, 1415 nt
Organism: Camellia sinensis
Lineage: Eukaryota; Viridiplantae; Streptophyta; Magnoliopsida; Ericales; Theaceae
Biological process (GO): protein targeting to membrane; peptidyl-L-cysteine S-palmitoylation
Cellular component (GO): Golgi apparatus; endoplasmic reticulum
Molecular function (GO): protein-cysteine S-palmitoyltransferase activity
Source: RefSeq, a predicted model, not a curated record
UUGAUGAAAUGACUGGAGAUGAUUUUUAAAUACUUUGAUAAUAAAAAGAAAAAAAAGAUGAAAGAUUAAAGAUGCUCUAACAAAGAGAAUUUCAUCUGAAUAAGGAACCGAUCUGGGCCUGAGAUAGAUGAGAAAUCAAGCCCAAUUCCAAGGGCCCUAUUGGAGUAAAAAGUCUGGGUCAUAGAUAGAUCAGCGAGGGUCUUUUACGUUGUAAGUUGUAAAUUAACCUUAUUAACCUUCUAUUUUGAAAAUAAAAAAACAAAAAAUUUCAGGGGUUUUUGUGUGUGUUUGGAGAGUGCGAAAAGAAUUAGAAUUGGAAUUGGAAUUGGAAUUGAAUUGUUUGGCGAUGAAAAUGGAAGAAAUAGGAGAUCAGAGGCAGAGAAGAGUAGCUUCGUCCAAUUCGAUUGGUCGUUGUUUGAUAUCAUUUGUCUCUUCAUCCCUAACGCACCUGUGCCUCUUCAUGCUUCCUUCCUUCUUCCCUUCCUUCUCUCUCCUCUCUCUUCUCUCACUCUCAGCUGUAGCACUGUUGGGAGUGACAGGCGUUGGGAGAUGCUGCAAGAGGCUUGUAGGAGUGGGAGCAUCAGCGCCGGCUUUCGUUUUCUUCAAUAUUAUAUUCAUUUGGGGCGUUUAUAUUGGAUUGGUUCGACAAGGUCCCUCUUUCUUCUCAUGAUUUCACCUUUGCUAGACGUUAUACUCAACGCAGAGUUCUUUAUGCUCGUGAUUGGUCUAUGCAGCAUCCUGACAACAGACCCUGGUUAUGUUACAAAUGAAUCUUCCCAUCAUAACCAGCUUGUUGAGAGUCCUGUCUCAGUAUUUGAAGCCCAUUCUGAGGAACUGGUGCCUUCAACUCGUGACAUUCCCUAUGAGUUCGUUGCUGAAGAAAAUUCUAUUCCACUCCAGAGAGUUAGAUAUUGUAGGCACUGCGAUGCAUAUGUAAAGGGGUUCGACCACCAUUGUCCUGCUUUUGGAAACUGUAUAGGUAAAAAAAACCAUGUCCUCUUUAUAAUCCUCCUUGUUGGGUUUGUUUUUACUGAGGCUUCGUAUGUAGCGUGCUCAUCUCAGUUUGCUACCAAAUUUCAGAUCAUGGAUAACAUUGGGGGUCUGACUAGUUCGUCUAGAAAUUUGGCAAUUAGCACAAUGCUAUUCUCUCUUCUCCAAGUGCUCUGGCAGGGGGUAUUCCUGUCGUGGCAUAUUUAUUGUGUUUGUUUCAACAUCAAAACUGAUGAAUGGAUAAACUGGAAAAGGUAUCCAGAGUUCCAUCUGACUGUCCAGUCUGAACCCGGGCAAACCUCAAGUGAAAGUGAAACAAGGUUUACAAAUCCAUAUGACAAGGGAAUUCUGUGGAAUGUGAAGGAGUUUCUGACAGCAAAAGAAUGAUAAAUGCAUCUCGCUUGGAAAGCUAUACACAUGAUUCU